UUUGGGUCUGGAGCCGGCCGGUUUUGGUGUUUCCAGGAUGACAGCGGAUGGUCAAGUGCUCGCGGUGCCAAUGGCGGAGGGUUACAAGGCGGUCUCUGGAGGUCCCGGUGUUCAGCUGGUGACCAGCGACGAGGGUGAAGUAGUGGCAGUGCAUAUGAGCCAGACCGCCCAGCUCUACACCACCGUCGACCGAAUUCUGAACAGCCAAAGGAUCCUGUCCUUGCCCCUUGCAGAUCGCUACUCUCUGGCUGGCAAGGUGGCUGCGGUGCCGGCGGAAUUCGGGCGGCUCAUUGAGCGACUGGCCUCCCAUGUGGCCACCGCGUUUAACGAGGC
This is a messenger RNA of Cladocopium goreaui, 333 nucleotides long. The record is from the annotation of a GenBank genome assembly. NCBI's taxonomy places the organism in Eukaryota, Dinophyceae, Suessiales, Symbiodiniaceae.